AUGCCACCGCCCAAGACGACCGAUCGCGGCCCAAAGAGUAAUGAGGAUACUCAGACGGACUUUGCCGAGCUCGACGUCCUGCGAAACACGGCCCCGCCCGCCACAGCAAUCAACAAUUGCACAGAAGACGGAUUCGCCUUGAACAAUGAUAUGAAGAUUCAUGGAAGCGGCUUGUUCUUGGUAGGAGGGGAGGCCUUUCGGUGGCGGCCAUGGCUGCGGGCAGAUGGCAAGGAAGGGACGGUUGCUGAGGGCCGAGUCGGCGAGGAUGCCUUGACUGGGAGGUUAUUGAACGCGAAGCGGCUGUGGGAUGUACCCAAGGAGGCCUGGGGACUGUUAGACCUGGUCUGGCCAAAGCCCGAUCUUCUUAUUAUUGGAACUGGUCCACGGGUUGUUCCUAUAUCUCCCGAAGUGCGUCGCUACCUCAACGAUCUGGGCAUACGACUGGAGAUCCAGGAUACCCGGAAUGCGGCCGCUCAAUUCAACCUCCUGGCUACUGAGCGCGGUGCUACACAGGUUGCCGCCGCCCUUAUCCCCAUUGGCUGGAAGGAGGGGCGAUGA
Molecule: messenger RNA, 558 nt
Organism: Westerdykella ornata
Lineage: Eukaryota; Fungi; Ascomycota; Dothideomycetes; Pleosporales; Sporormiaceae
Exons: 2
Coding region: 1-558 (185 amino acids)
Biological process (GO): mitochondrial respiratory chain complex I assembly
Cellular component (GO): mitochondrial inner membrane
Source: RefSeq, a predicted model, not a curated record